This is a messenger RNA of Alternaria postmessia, 3849 nucleotides long. RefSeq names its product putative NRPS-like protein biosynthetic cluster. Bases 1 to 3849 code for a protein of 1282 amino acids. Lineage: Eukaryota; Fungi; Ascomycota; Dothideomycetes; Pleosporales; Pleosporaceae. Gene Ontology annotation, molecular function: phosphopantetheine binding. The transcript has a single exon. The record is from RefSeq and is a predicted model, not a curated record.
AUGUCCGUCAUCGACACUACCAAGGACCUUUCGGCACUUUUCACGAAACAGGUCCAUGCUACCCCGGAUCUGAUUGCGUUGGAAGACGACAAUCAUACAUACACUUACCAAGAGCUCCACGACAAAGUCGCUGCCCUCGCCGAACGGCUGCGGGGCCAUGGCGUCGGCCGUGACAGCUUGGUUGGUGUCCUGUUGCCGCGAUCCGCCGACUAUGUAAUCGCCUGUCUAGCAGCACUACGGGCCGGUGGUGCAUUUUUGGUCCUGGAACUGGCCUAUCCUCCCGAUCUCCUUGCGGACGUUCUCGAGGAUGCUCAGCCGACUCUCGUGGUUACUAUCAGCGCCGAAGUUGGCAAGAUCAAGGGAAGCACCCCGCUUGUUGUUCUGGAUGAAACCAGCUCAACUACGAACGGCCUGCUAGAUGAGUCUGAGCUGAAGCCACUGCCCGAGGACACCGAUUUGGACCGCUUGGCAUUUGUUGCAUACUCCAGUGGAACGACCGGUAAGCCGAAAGGCAUCGCGAAUCCACAUCGAGCAGCAGUUCUCUCAUAUAACCUUCGCUUCGGGCUUUCGGACGUACAACCAGGCGAUCGAGUAGCCUGCAAUGUCUUUUUCGUGUGGGAAAUUCUACGCCCGCUGCUGCGAGGUGCAACAGUUGUUGCUGUACCGGACGAAGCAAGCUAUGACCCGCGCAUGCUUGUCGAUUUGCUUGCCUCGAAGAAGAUCACCGAAACUCUCUUCACACCAACACUUUUCUCUGCCGUUCUUGCUCGUCACCAAGCGCUGGAGACGCGUCUGCCGAACCUGAAGACUGUUUGGCUAAACGGCGAAGUUGUGACCACCGACCUUGCACGUCGUGGUAUCAAAGCUUUACCCAAUACUCGCCUACUCAAUGUAUACAGCGCAUGUGAGACACACGAGAUUGCUUCUGGAGAUAUCAAGGAUAUGCUUGAGAAGCUGGAUAAGGAUGCCGCCUACUGUCCUGUGGGACCUCCCCUCAUCGAUAGGAAAUACAUCUAUAUCGUGGACGAGAGUGGCCAGAAAGUGGAUGAAGGAGAGAACGGAGAGCUUUGCGUAGGUGGGCAUUUGCUUGCUCGAGGAUACCUAAAUCGCCCGGAGACUACCGCCAAGGCUUUCAUUCGGAAUCAGUACAGCUCGAAGAUCGGUGCUCGCAUGUACAGGACUGGUGACAAAGCACGCCUCUUAUCGAAUGGGUUGCUCGAGAUUACUGGCCGUGUUGGCGCUAUGAUCAAAAUCCGCGGAUACUCUGUGGUACCUGGAAAGGUCGAGAGCGCAAUCCUCAACCACUUAGCUGUCAGCCAUUGCGCUGUAGUACCCUUCGGGGAAGGCAUUGACAGACAACUGGUUGCAUACAUUGUGAGGGACAAGGAUACGUCUACAGAGCGUCCAGAAGUUGAGAUCGACCGAACCGGCCGCAGCUCGACUGCCAGACGUAUGUUGAUGGCAUAUCUCGCCCACUAUAUGAUACCCGCACUUUGGGUGGAGAUGGAUAGCCUUCCAACAAGCGACGUAUCUGGGAAGGUUAAUCUCAAAGCUCUUCCUCCUCCCAGGCCUGCAUCUCCUACUGGAAGCGCACGAAAAUUCGAGCAGAGCCCCAUCUCCAUCGAGCAGAUUACGGAAAUCUGGGCAUCUAUAUUGAGCAUCAGCCCAAGCUCCAUUACCCCCGAAUACAACUUCUUCGAUCUAGGUGGUCACUCACUGCUACUUGCCGACCUGGCUGCGCGCUUAUCAAACACAUUCGGAUUUAGGGUACCAGUGGCACGCCUCGCUACUCCAGCAACGCUUAAUGGCCAUCUGGACACUGUCCGUGCUAUUCGUGACGGACAUACCGCCGAAGUACAGGAAAAUUUACCUGCUGUCUUACGUGCAGAUUCUGUACUGGAUAAGGAGAUCCAGCCCAAAGAUGCCAAGAUGUGUGCGCUCAAAGAUGCGAAGACCGUGCUACUUACUGGUGUCACCGGCUUCUUGGGUGCUUUCCUUCUCAGAGAUCUACUCGAGAGCACGUCGGCUCAGAUCGUAUGCAUGGUCCGGUUUGCCGAUUCCUCACAAGACGAUAUACCUGCCGGUAUUGCUAGGAUACGCAGGAACCUGCUGGACUUUGGUCUGUGGAGCGAUAACAUCAUGGAGCGUGUCGAGAUUCUUCCAGGAAACCUGUCGCGUAAGCGAUUUGGUCUAGCUCCUGACACGUUCAAGACGUUGGCGGAACGCAUUGAUGUAAUAGUCCAUGCGGCUGCCACUGUCAACUUGGUUUAUCCCUACGCUGCAUUGCAGAAACCCAACGUUGGUGGUACAAGAGAGGUUCUUCGUCUUGCUGCUCAAGGCGGUGCCACCGUGCAGUAUAUUUCUACUAACGGAGUGCUCCUUCCUGCCAAAGGUCGUGAAGGGUGGUCAGAAGACGCUAUGCUUGAUGUUGAUGAAGUAACCAAACUCGCCGAUGGUUACGGUCAGACAAAGUGGGUGGCCGAACAGCUUGCUCUGGAGGCUGGUCGAAGAGGUCUUCCCAUCAAGAUCCACCGUCUUGGAACCAUCAGUGGCCACAGCGAGACAGGUGCUGCUAACGCAUGGGAUCUGUUGACCGCCAUGAUUGUUGAGUCAGUCAGAAUCGGCCACUAUCCUGAUGUCAAGGGCUGGCGUGCGGAGAUGACCCCAGUCGACUUCGUCAGCAAGGCCAUAAUGCACCUCAGCAACCAAACCGAGACUGACCAAACCAUUUUCCACAUUGGAGACCCCGAUCCAGUCGAUGUCAGCAAGGUCUUCCAAGAUCUCAACGCGCUAGGUUACCCAACUCAGCCGAUGGAAUUUGAGAAGUGGACCAGUCUUUGGGAUGACAAGCGUGGUUCUGCCAAGGGUGGUGAUGGUGCCUUCACGGUCGAUAUCCUGCGAAGCGGUAUGCCUAGCAUCGAGUUUCUCAGGGAUGUCGUCGUACUCGAUAAUGCGAAGACCAGGCCGCUACGACUUGCAGUAGAGCGCCCGAAGGUGGACCAAGUACUUCUUGAGACUUACACACGGCACUGGUAUGCACGAGGAUGGCUACCAAAGCCUCCUACGCAGCAGGACGCAGCAGGAGGCUCUGCUAAGCUUCCCCGAAGAGGUCCUCUCUUCGGUAAGGUUGCCGUAGUCAUGGGUGCAUCAUCUGGUAUUGGCGCUGCCACCGCCACCGCUCUUGCCCGAGAGGGCUGCCAUGUCGCCCUUGCAGCUCGUCGCAUCGACGCCCUAGAAGAUCUAAAGAAGCGACUCGUCAUCCGCGAAGGCAAGGUCAUUACACAGAAGACCGAUGUUACCGACAAAUCUCAGGUUGAAGCCCUCGUUGCUGCAGCAGAGAGCCAACUUGGACCUGUCGAUAUCUUCGUGAAUGUUUCAGGAGUGAUGUACUUCACCAUGAUGGCCAACACAUACACAGACCAGUGGAACCAAACCGUCGACGUCAACUGCAAAGGUCUCCUCAACGUCAUCUCGUCCAUCGUGCCUUCGAUGCUCAAACGUGGAAAGGGCCACCUCCUUGCCAUCUCCUCGGAUGCUGGACGGAAGGUCUUCCCUGGCCUAGGCGUCUACUCCGCAUCUAAGUUCUUUGUCGAAGCUACACUACAAAGCUUAAGGCUCGAGACUGCUGGUACUGGACUGAGAGUCACUGCCGUGCAGCCAGGAAAUGUGGCAACUGAUCUCUUGGGUAUGAGCACAGACCAAGAGGCGUUGAAGAAGUUUGGAGAGCCAAGCGGAGCAAAGGUUCUGGACCCAGAGAAUGUUGCGGAAUGCAUUGUAUAUGCGCUCAAGCAGCCGGAGCAUGUUUCCGUGAACGAGGUGCUCAUCGAGCCAAGAGACGAGCCCAUCUAG